AUGUCGUCGCGUCUGGCUGCCUGUGAGGCCUGUAGAAAGGCUAAAUUGGCUUGCGACCAUAAGCAGCCUGUUUGUACGCGAUGCAGUACUGCGAAGGGGAUAUGUAUUUACAGAACCACGCCGUUCAAGCGGAAGAGGGCUGAGAAGCAUAGCCUUGAUUCAGAUCAAUCACCAUCCUUCAAUCCAAGACGCAAUCCAUAUCCGAAUCCCGGGUAUCUUGGGUCGUCCAGCCAUGCCGCCAUCUUCAAGCAUAUCACUCCGGACGGAGAUCAUGCCGGAGCUCAGCAGGUUAUACCAAAAGCCUUGAAUUCGAGUUUAUUUGGCGAUAACCAUCUGGUGCUACAAGGUGCAGAUGUUCUCAAGCAUCUUCUCACGACAUACAGCUUACCCGCCAUGAAAGAUCUCGUCAUGUUCUGGCUAGCCAAAGGAGCAAAUCUAGCUCUGGCAGAACCUUUCGUCGCGCAAUGCACUCAGAGUGUGAGCCAACUGUUCACAUAUCAUGACGAGAACUGGCAUUUAGUCUAUGCAAGACGUCUCUUGCAGAAUUCAGCCCAGUCGUUGCAUUUUGAUGAAACUUCCGACCUCGCCGGUUUCUCAGCCCAGCUAUUAGAUCACAAUUCCCGCUGGGAGACACUGGGUAUUUUCUUUGCAGCUGUUACCCGGGCUACCAUCGACAUUGCUUUCUUUCCUUCUUUAUAUACCACCGAGCAAGAACAGUAUACCCUCAGACGACUAUGCACGAAACUCUGCGACCUAGCACUCGAAAUAUCCCUCUCACUGGACUGUCUAAACGACCUCCAACUAAUCAUGCAAUACGAAAACUUCAUCGUCCACUCCUACGUCGACGGAGACCAAAGUUACCACUCCUGGCGCAAACUAGGCGACGCAAUAUCAUCAACCUUCGCCCUGGGAUACCACGAAAACAUAGAAGCAAAACCAGGGAUACCAAAAUUUCUCAUGGAACUCCGCAAAACAGCAUUCGCACGCAUCUACUCAGCAGACAAAAACAUAGCAAUCUUCCUCGGCCGCCCACCCCGCAUGAACAAGCGUUUCUGCCAUUUCCAAAUCCCAUCCUGCAAAAACGCCCAAAACUCGCUAGAAUGGACCGCCGACGCAGAAGCAGGGUAUGGCGCUGACACGCGCUGGUCGGCACUGUGUGCAUCACUCAAGGAGGAGAUAUGGGAGUUACUCCAAGACAAGCAUGAUCCGGGAUGUGCAGAACGAGCGAGCAUAAUCCAAACUCAAGCAACAACCCAAUGGCAAUCCCUUCCCCCGCACUUCCGCCUAGAAACAAGCCUAAAAGAAUGCACGCAGUCCCCCUUCCAGCGAGAUUUCAUAGCAAGCGUGCGCCUGCACCACCUGCACGUCCUCUUUCUUCACAGUCUCCUCCUCCUGAAAUCACCAACAGAACCCUCAGCCUCAAUAAUAAACACAGCAAGCCAGAUGCUCACGCUAGUCGUGGAAAUCAUCCUGCUCCGCGAUCAACUUACGAAUUCUGGGACCGGAUUGAUAUGGAAGGUUGCUUAUUAUGGGUUGCCUGCUGCGGGGAUUAUGUUGCUUGCUAUGCUUAAGCAGUGCAUUCCGCGUUCUGGAUCGGGGUCUGUUUCUGUCCGGACUCGGGCGGUGCAGGAUCUCAGUGUUUUUGUUGCGGAGGUGCAGGUUGGGACUAUUGUUCGCCCCGGAGAUCCAAACUUCGCGUUGCUUGAGAAGGCUACGAGGACUAUUCAGCGAUUUUUGGAUUCCGGGGCGGAUACCGGAGGUGCGGGUGGGGAGGGCGGUUCUGGCAGUGGUGGUGGACUUGGGGAUGGGGGUGAUGAUGAGUGGGCUGGGGGGUUGGGGGUUGAUUUGUGGGAUUUCGAGGCCGGUUUUUGGCAGUGUUUGGCGGAUCAUCCUUUUCUGGGCGGGAUUGAGACUGGCUUGCCUAGUGUGUGA
Penicillium antarcticum is the source of this 1932-nucleotide messenger RNA. RefSeq lists its product as uncharacterized. Gene Ontology annotation, molecular function: DNA-binding transcription factor activity, RNA polymerase II-specific; zinc ion binding. Gene Ontology annotation, biological process: regulation of DNA-templated transcription. Lineage: Eukaryota; Fungi; Ascomycota; Eurotiomycetes; Eurotiales; Aspergillaceae. The coding region runs from base 1 to 1932 and encodes 643 amino acids. The record is from RefSeq and is a predicted model, not a curated record. Gene Ontology annotation, cellular component: nucleus. The transcript is spliced from 4 exons.